Metarhizium album ARSEF 1941 is the source of this 717-nucleotide messenger RNA. RefSeq lists its product as uncharacterized. NCBI's taxonomy places the organism in Eukaryota, Fungi, Ascomycota, Sordariomycetes, Hypocreales, Clavicipitaceae. The transcript has a single exon. The record is from RefSeq and is a predicted model, not a curated record. The coding region runs from base 1 to 717 and encodes 238 amino acids.
AUGAAGCUCGUGCACUGCUCCCCCUUGUCCCCCAUCCUUCUCCUUACACUACCAUUCGCGGGGGCAAAGCAAAAGAUCAGUCUCCAAUGGGCCAUCUGUGACUCCGAUCCGCAGGAAACGCUCGUGAAGCUCGGCCUCAGUUCGACGACGCCGCCGUACAAAGAGAACCCCAUCACGUACUACGACGAGCAGCCCCCCGUCCAUAUACACUCGGGCAUCAUGUUUCGAACCAAGACCAACAAAGGCCGGCCGCUGUCCACCAUCAAAGUCCGCUUCGACAAAGAAACCUCCAACGUGCCAGGAUUUGUGACCUGCGGAUGGGAUCGCUACGGCUACAACUCACCCGCGUACAGCUGCGAGAAACGCUGUCCCCUGGACCCCGCGGCGCCGGAGGAAAUCUGGCAUCGGGAGCAGGUGGAAUUCGCCGAACGCUACCAAGAUAUCAACUGGACUGCACUGACCGCGUACGGGCCUUACCCAAAUGCCAAGUGGAAGGUGCGCAUCAACGGGCACAAGGCCAAGUUUGACGACGUGGUGGCCGAGGGGCUGCAUCUCAUGGAGAUCGAGACCAAGGUGCCCGAGGCGAAAGCCCACGACUUUCUGGAAGCGACGAUGCGCUAUCUGCGGGAUCGUGGAGUUGCCCUUUGCCGCCUCCAGGAGGGGAAGACUAUGCGACUGUUUCGGGCCAUGGGACUUGCCGGCGAGGACGAGCUUUGA